GGAAGAAUCCCUUAUCCCCUCCUCACCCAAUCACAACUCUCCUCACCUCACCCCACAAAUCCCAUCCUCCUCUAAUACCCUCCACUCGCCACCCACGUCCUCCACACUCCCUCCACCAUGGCCUCCGCUACAUCAACCACAGUCUUCUCCUCUCCCCAUCGCUCCUCGUUCCUCUCCCAAACACCAAUCACCACCCCCAAAUCCUCCCGUCUCUCCUUCACCGCCAAGCGCCGCUCGCCAAUAAGCAUAAAAGCCGAGCUCAACCCUCAGUUGGUGAUCAGCUUAAGCACUGGUCUUUCCCUCUUUCUUGGCCGGUUCGUAUUCUUUAAUUUUCAGAGAGAGAACGUGGCGAAGCAGGGCUUGCCGGAACAGAACGGUCUUUCGCAUUUCGAGGCGGGAGAUACGCGAGCGCGCGAGUAUGCCAAUUUGCUCAAAUCGAACGAUCCUGUUGGGUUUAAUAUUGUUGAUGUGCUUGCCUGGGGCUCUCUCGGGCAUAUCGUUGCGUAUUAUAUACUAGCGACUUCUUCGAAUGGGUAUGAUCCCAGCUUCUUUGGCGGGCAAUGAUUUAAGGACUGUAGUGAGAUCUCUACUGUAUGUGUUUUGUUUUGGUUGUGCCUGUGUGAUAUUUUGUUAUGGGGCUUAUAGAAGAAGGAUUGAUGGAUUAGGGGGAUUUUGGUGGUGAUGGAAGGUUGGAUUUAAUCUUCUGUUUGUAAUUUCGUUUUUUAAGUAUGAAACAGAGUUUUUGAACUUAA
Molecule: messenger RNA, 752 nt
Organism: Phalaenopsis equestris
Lineage: Eukaryota; Viridiplantae; Streptophyta; Magnoliopsida; Asparagales; Orchidaceae
Product: photosystem I reaction center subunit V, chloroplastic-like
Exons: 1
Coding region: 118-564 (148 amino acids)
Biological process (GO): photosynthesis
Cellular component (GO): photosystem I; chloroplast thylakoid membrane
Source: RefSeq, a predicted model, not a curated record